Carya illinoinensis is the source of this 3261-nucleotide messenger RNA. Its product is annotated as ankyrin repeat and protein kinase domain-containing protein 1-like. The transcript has 2 exons. The record is from RefSeq and is a predicted model, not a curated record. Gene Ontology annotation, molecular function: protein binding. Lineage: Eukaryota; Viridiplantae; Streptophyta; Magnoliopsida; Fagales; Juglandaceae. Bases 946 to 2979 code for a protein of 677 amino acids.
GCCAAUAAGUGAAAAUACCCUCCCUCUCUCUCUCUCUCUCUCUCUCUCUCUCUCCAAAAAAAUCUUUGUUUAGUUACUAUCAUUACUUUUCUGGUGUAAGUUUCUCUCUUUCAGAGACCAUAUAUGAUCAUCAUUAUCUGCAUUACUCUGGACGCCAUUUAAAGUUCAAGAUCAGGGAUCUCACCUUAUAAUAAUAUAUUGUUUCUGUUUUUCAAAUGUAAUUGAAGUAUUUUCUUUCCACAAAAAGUCCAAAAAUAUGUUUCAACGGAUUUUUAAUUCUGCCUUGCUAUCUCGUCUGAAAAGAAUCCGAUUUUGACCUUGUAACUGUGUUUUUCUCCAAAUUUUCCUUGAAGGGCCUUUUUCUUUUUCUGCGGUUGCUUUGUGCUGGUAAUGAUGACUGUUUCCUUUGUCAAAUCAUCUAGUUGAUAGUAUUAAUUCCCACUACAUAUCUUGGCAUCAACCUUGCUUAAUUAGUACUCUUUAUUUUCGCAUACUGUGCUUCUGUUAUCCUUCAUUUCCUUUGCCAGAGUCCUAAUUGGUUUUGUAGCACGUAGUUCAACUGCUUCACUAAAAGGGUCCCCUUCUGUAUCUCUUUGUAUAAGCUUUAAUGGAGUUCUUUAGUUCUCCACGUGGCUCUCUUGGAUUUCUUGAGUUUUAACUCUCAUUCAUUUUCGUUGUUAUUCGGUACAUUUUCCCGGUCCAGUUACUUAGCAUAGAACUCAGGAAGAUCUUUCAUAUUGCUCUGAGUAAUUUCAUCUUUUCCUUCUACCUAGUUAUGCUCUGCUCAAUUGAUUCUGUUGGCAACCUCUAAACUUGCAUUAUGCUUAGUGAAUACCGUACCGUCCUGUUGAAUUGAUUCGCACUGCUUCUCAAAAGGGUUUUGAUUAAACUCACAUAUAAGUUGUUGACCUUUAUUAUCACAUUCCACCACUCUCUAUUUUCUCAAUGCCUCCAACAUACUUUCCUCUUCGUUGGGAGAGCACCGGUGACCAAUGGUGGUAUGCUUCUCCCAUUGAUUGGGCAGCUGCUAAUGGCCACUAUGACUUGGUCAGGGAGCUGCUUCGCAUCGAUAGCAAUCACCUUAUCAAACUUGCCUCUUUACGACGUAUUCGGAGGCUUGAAACUGUCUGGGAUGAUGAACAACAGUUUGAUGAUGUUGCCAAGUGUCGUUCUCAGGUUGCAAGAAAACUUUUUGUAGAGUGUGAAUCCAAGAGAGGGAAAAAUUCACUCAUCCGAGCUGGCUAUGGUGGAUGGUUGAUGUACACUGCUGCCUCGGCAGGAGAUUUGGAUUUUGUUCAAGACCUUCUUGAAAGGAAUCCUCUACUUGUUUUUGGUGAAGGAGAAUAUGGUGUUACUGAUAUAUUAUAUGCAGCAGCCAGGAGUAAGAUUUCUGAGGUUUUCAGGCUUAUUUUGAAUUUUGCAGUCUCCCCCAGGUUCUUGACUGGAAAAGGUGGAGAACUGAUAGAGCACAUUGGGGAGGUCCCUUCUGAUUACAAGUGGGAGAUGAUGAAUAGAGCUGUUCAUGCUGCUGCUAGAGGAGGAAAUCUGAAGAUUUUGAGGUACCUUCUUGCUGAUUGCUCUAGUAUUUUGGUUUACAGAGAUAUUCAGGGCUCAACUAUCCUACAUGCAGCGGCCGGCAAAGGGCAGAUUGAGGUAAUUAAGUAUCUGAUAUCAACCUUUGAUAUUUUCAACUCCACUGACAAUCAGGGCAAUACAGCAUUGCAUGUGGCUGCUUACAAGGGCCAAUUAGCCGCAGUUGAAGCUCUAAUUUCAGCAUCUCCUUCAUCCAUCUCUCUGAAAAACAGCUCUGGAGAAACUUUUCUCCACAAGGCUGUGUCCGGUUUCCAGACACCUGCUUUUCGAAGACUGGACCGACAAAUUGAGCUUAUGAAGAAUUUGGUAUGUGGGAAGCUUUUCACCAUAGAGGAUGUCAUCAAUGUCCAAAAUAAUGACAAAAGGACUGCUCUUCACAUGGCCAUCAUUGGGAACGUUCACUCCGACCUUGUGAAACUUCUGAUGACUGCUAAAUCAAUCAAUGUGAAUGCCUGUGAUGCAGAGGGGCUGACCCCACUUGAUUACCUCAGGCAACGGCCACGUUCUGCUUCAUCAGAUAUACUCAUUAGACAGCUAAUUUCAGCUGGGGCAACAUUUUGUAGUCAAGAUUAUACUGCAAGAAGAGCCAUUGCUUCCCGCAUAAAGAUGCAGGGUAUUGGUGGCAGUCCUGGAACUUCGUUCCGAAUCUCUGAUACAGAAAUAUUCUUGUAUACAGGCAUUGAGAAUGCAUUAGAUGAAACUGCUGAUGAGGAUAAUGCAGUAAUGAGUAUAUCACCAAUGGAACCAAGUCCAGAUCACUCAAUCAAUCAGAAAAAUAGCUCGCCAAUUAACAAGAGACCAAGUUCUGCGAAUACCGCAGCACAACGAUUGAAAUCUGUGUUUCUGUGGCCCCGGGUGAAAGAGAAUAAACCCGACAGAUUCAAGAAACCGGAUGAUGAGAGUUCAGUGGAACAACAGAAGAAAUGCAACAGUUCAGACGGUAGUCUAACUCCACUCCGUCUGAGAUUCUCGAAGCCUUCAUCACCUCCUAACAACAAACGGACACUUGCUGUGAGGAGUAAUCAAUCGAGUCCAACUGCCAAGAAAAGAAUUGCUUCAGGGCCAGUGCAAGGUGUCAUGCAGGCCAUUCCACGUAUUUCUGUGCCACGCCGGUCUCGUUCCAGUUCAUUUUCAAAAUCAUCACUUUCACCUAUUUCAUUAGAUAAACAGAAAGGUGUUUUUAUUGAGGAAGAUGUGGCAGGACCAUCAUGCUCAAAUGAACUAUAUAAUGAUGGAGCACCAGGUUUGAUUAAACCAGAUCCCAUUAAUAAGAGAUCUAGGAGCCAGUAUUUCUGUUUCUAUGCAUCAGGCCAAUCUGUGAAAGCCCCAGUAAGCAGGCAACGGCAAGGACAAAGUUACAAGUGUCCCAUUGUUUCGGUGGCUUGAUUAAUUAUGGAGGCAUCAAAGGCAGAAAGGAAUCAACUGGUUGAAACCACGCGCAAUAGAAAAUGUACUAACCAAGAACUAAGACUCAGAUCAGUCCUCUGGCUGGUUCCUAAAGUUUAGACCUUUAUAGCAUGUUUCCUAAAUUUGUUUCUUUGUAAACGUUUGCUUGUUGAAUAUUUGUAAGUUAUGUACUUGUUCUUCAAUACCGGCUGCUUCAUUAAGUUUAACUCAGUGUUGAGAGCUGAUUAUGUAGGAUAAGACAUAGAGAAUACUUCUGUAUUA